ACCCCUCUCCGUGCAAGCCUGCCACCUUCGCUUCAAUUUGGGCAGCUUUUUAGGCUCCGGGCCAAGCACGACGAACACCCGCCCCCGGGCCGGGCAGGGCAAGGCAGGGAGCCCGGCGCUGAGUCAUGGCGGCGCCGCCUCACGACUCCGGCCUUUCACGCCGCGCUCCCGCUCCGUGACUCACGGCGCCCGCCCCCGCUCGGCCGUGAGGGGAGGAGCGGCGGCGGCGGGGGGCGGCCGAGCCGCGUACAAAGCCCCGCCGCCGAGGUGGAAGCGGUGCCGGUGGGCUUGAGGGGAAAGGCUGUGUGGUGUGUGUAGAGGUGGGGGGCGUCCUCAGCCCCAUGGAGGAAGCCGGGGAGCUGCUGGCCCGCUGCCCCACCGCUGGGCUGGGCGUCACGGUGUGCGCCGCUGCCGCCGGGCUGCUGCUGUACCGCAUCGCCAGGAGGAAGAAGCCCACGCACGUGACAGUGAACUGCUGGUUCUGCAACCAGGACACGGUGGUGCCAUAUGGGAAUCGCAACUGCUGGGACUGCCCCAACUGCGAGCAGUACAACGGCUUCCAGGAGAAUGGAGACUACAACAAGCCCAUCCCUGCCCAGUACAUGGAACACCUCAACCAUGUUGUGUCAGGUGCUACAACGUUCUGCGAUCCUACCAAGCCGCAGCAGUGGGUGAGCAGCCAAAUUUUGCUGUGCAAGAAAUGCAACAACCAUCAAACCACCAAGAUCAAACAGCUCGCUUCAUUCUCACCAAGGGAGGAGGGCAAAUAUGAUGAGGAGAUUGAGGUGUAUAAGCACCACCUGGAGCAGACCUACAAGCUGUGCCGUCCAUGCCAGGCUGCCGUGGAGUAUUACAUAAAGCACCAGAAUCGGCAGCUGCGGGCGCUGCUACUCAGCCACCAUUUCAAACGCCGUGAGACAGACAAGACCUAUGCUCAGAAUUUGUGUUCAUCCUCCUCUACUUCCAUAACUAUACCAGCUCAGGUGAUAUUUCUGCGGUUCUUGGCCUUCCUCAGCUGUGCGUUCCUUGUCCUGAUGGCCUUGUAUGGGUCGGGUGACCCCUUCUCACUCAGUGCUGCAGUCCCUGCUCCUGUCUCCUAUAGUCCAGCAGCUGUUCAAAAUAGGACUGGCACGAGCUCACGUGCAGACUUGGAAAAUGACACUUCCCUGACAGUGGCAGGCUGGCGGGAGCUGCUCCAACUGCUCCCAGAACAGCUGGUGGAGAACCUGAGCGCCGCGUGGGCUUACGGGAAGAAUCAUCAGAUGGCAGUCGCUGUCCUUGGGUUGUUCACCUGCCUCUUGGCAAUGUUCUUGGCUGGGCGGAUCAGGCUCCGAAGAAUUGAUGCGUUUGCUUCGGUCUUGUGGUUCGUAGUGAUGGGUCUGCACUUAGCUGAGAGGUACCUGAAGACAGAAACGCCCAGCUGGCUAGACACAGCCAAAUUUGGCACCACCUCCCUGUGCUGCUUGGUGGGCUUCACUGCAGCAGUGGCAACGCGGAAAUCAACGGGCCAUCGGAGAUACCGGCCCCGAAGGUACCUCUCCGGGGAUUCGAUUACUCUGUUUUCCAACGGCACUGGGACUGGCUUCCCUUCCUCCGCUACGUCUCUCUUUGUCCCAACACCUCCCAGUAUUCUCCAGCUGACAAACCAGCAGCUCUUCAGAUCCCCACGCAGGACUUCUUCUUCCUCUCUUCCUGGACGUCUCAACAGGGCACUCUCCCUGGGUACCAUCCCCUCCUUGGCCAGAGCAGAUUCUGGCUAUUUGUUCAGCGGAAGUCGACCGGCCUCACAGUCAUCUCAGUCCAAGGAAUCUCCUACAUCAGACCACUUCUCCAUGCUGUCAGGCAGCUGUGCUCCCUCCCGCAUCCCCUCUCCAGCACCAUCAGUGGCUGGCUCUGUGACUUCCAGCUCAGGUUCCUUGCGAUAUCGCCGGCCGCUCAUCAGCCCUGCCCGCCUGAACCUGAAAGGACAGAAGCUGCUGCUUUUCCCAUCUCAGAAUGAGGCCCUGCUCACCCCAACGAGCUCUGACGAGCACAGCCACUCAGACAGCAACAUCUUUGCCACGGAGCUGUCCUCUUUUCCGAAGAAGAACCUCAGCGAGCGGGGAAUGCAUGAUAUGAGAUCUGCUGUGGAAGGAGGGAGUAUUUGCAGCGAUAAUUCCAUCAAAAAGGAGGAUCAUUCAUCACACUCAUCUACCUGUGUGGUAGACACAACUACCAAAGGGGAAGAUUUGGCAGGCUGGAGAGGUCAUUUUGGUAACUCCGCUCUCCGAGGUCUGCUAGCUGUGAGUCUGACUCUCAAUGCUAUCUUCACAUCAGCCUAUGUCUACCGGAGUCUGCGCUGAUUUGUGCCAACACUUCCUUUCUUGCUGGCCCCACCUGCUUCUGAGAAGACUCUGACAAGAAGAAUUCAACCACGGCUUCAUGUCUAAUGGCUGUGCCACUGGUGCAUGCUGUUACUUUUUUUCUUUUUUUUUUUUUUAUAUAACCACUGUAUGCUCAGCUGUCAUGACAAGGAACCUAAGUAGCUGCUGCCGUCACUUCCGGGUAGAACAUAUCACAAGACUGUCCCUGGAGGUGGGAAGCAGGACUCCCAGAAGGCCCUAGUUCAAAGCCAGAUGCUGGUCAAAUGGCCCAUGCGCUUUCUUUCGAAGGAACUGACCUGAGACGUGAGCCUGAAAAGGUGCAAGCUAUACUUUUAGGAACUUCCCCCAGCUCUUCUUCCUGACAUAUUAACCUCAUGCUGAUGGUGCUGGUAAAAUGAGCAUUAGAACAAUGAGCUGGAGAAGAGGCUUAGUAGUUGGUGCUGGGCUUUGGCUACACCAUUCCCAGCCUCUUUGCUCAGUGGUUCCUUUUCUCUUCCCUUUGGCACUCUCCUCUCAACAGUUGAUGAACUUUUCUUUAGUUGCCUUAAUCUUGCCUGAUCACGUGUGACCUGACUGCCCUGUCAUAUUCUUAUCUGACCACGUGCUUCCACCUGGGCUCUGCCCUGAGGCCACUCUCACCAGUUGCUUUUCUGGUCUUACUGGUUGACAGAAGCUGCUCUCUGUGCAUACUUCCAGCCAGCACUGUUGCUCUAGGGAUGCACAAACCUAAAACAGACAUCUUUUGUGGUUUGCAGUAGAAAAAGGAAAGCUAUGUUUUGCUUUGCCCAGGAGGCAUUAAUCCUGUUGUAAAAGGAUCCCCACAUGAUUUGCACCAUAGUCAAAGGGCUUCAGCUCACAACUCCAACUGCUGGUGUUUUCACUGAAGCAUGGAGUGGCACAUCCAUAGUUCUUGCUGUAAAUCGCACAAAUCUAUUCUGUUAGGAGGUGUAUGAGGAGCUGUCUGAUUGUAUACAUUUCUACAUAAACGUAGCUCCUAAGUCUGAUGUUGGGCUUUGCCAAGUAACCGUUGAAGGUAUUUCUUAGAUGCCAAUGUGCUCUCAGUGAGAGAUGCCAGACCUGCUUCUGAAUGGUUUCACGCUGUUAGCUUUUCUAACCCAAAGAAAACAGCCCUAGGUUUUCAAAAAGCAGCUUAUAAUUUGAGUGCUUCCACUUUCAGGUGAGUCAUCAGCAUGGCUUAGUAUUCAGGGGCCAUUUGGAGUAUCAUGCUGAAUGCUCUAAGUGAUUUAGCGUAUCUUAGGAAACAAAAAUAACGAUCUUUGUCUUUAUUCUUAAGUUCCGAAUGCAGAGAGGAGAAUUACCAACAUGCCAAGGACACUGGUGAAAAGAGAACUGACAUUAGCUACGUAUUUCCUGAAGCAGGACUGACUGUUAAAAGAGUUUUUAUAUCGUCUCUUCCUUCGAGCUCCUUUACCUCAAACAUCUUUUCUCUUUCCUUUCCCCUCAUCCUGUUGUCCAGUGUUUGUACCUUGAAUUACAGUGUUACGCUUCCUGUGUCUCUUCCUCUCAGUCCUGCUGCUGUUCCCUUUGUUGCACUCUUGCAUGUGCACAGAGAUACAGCAUAUCUGUGCUGAUGACUCUCUAUCCUGAAGUUCACACCUCACAAUUCACAAGAGUGAUGAUCACCCUUCCUUUCACUUCAUUUCUUUUCUUGCAUGUUUUUAUGGAGUUCUUACCACAGCCUCACUUAACAGAUCACAUGAGCAAUCAGCAGUCAGCACGCAGUAUAAGAGUAAGUGGGACUUACUGCUGGUGAUUCAAUCUCUGAAAAAUUAAAUCUCUCUGUCUCUUCCAUUUCUUCCAGCACCGUUUUAGCAGCUCACUUCCAGCCACGGCACCCCAUCCUCCCUUGGUAGCGAGGCUGGUUGUUGCCUGCUUACUGUGCAUGCACAGGACAGACCUCUGGCCACACGUGCUAACUGAGAGAGCAUGGAGAUGUUGUUCCUGGCUCUGCAUCUUUCUCUCAAGUUGCUCAAAAUGUUGGCAAAGGGCUGCACAGCCAGCACCUCCUGUGCAAGGCCUAGAUCCAGGAUAGAGACCCACAGCAGAAAGAGCUGGAUGUGCUCAGGUUGAUGGUUAAUUCUUUUGUAUCUUGCAUGCAUUGUUACUCGUAGCUGAACCUGCCCCACAACAUUGCUGUUACAAGACUUUUGUCCCCUUUCUAGACUUGUGCAGACUCACUGGAGCAUGUGUGUAGGCAAGAUGCUAGCAGACCUACUUACAAGCUUUCCCUUAGACCUGUGCUGUAUGAGUUUGACGUUGUCCUGGUGUCCUGUGUGUGACAUCCCAUCUACGGAUCCUUGUCCUGACUUCCAGCAUAGCCAGGGGCCGCCUAUGCAGAGACAAGCCUGCCAGAGAAUAUAGUGGUUUUGCUUGUCUUUAUUAUGCCAACAGAUGUGCACUGUGAUUUCAUGUAUGCAAGUUUUCCACUUUCACCCCGUCUGCACCGAGUUCACUUACUGUCGCACACACCCGGGGCCCAAUUUGGUCUCUGUCUCUACCAGAUUGCAAUAUAGAAAUUCCCCUCCUCUCCAGCAACCAAGGAGCUGCAGCCUCUCAACACACCUCUUCUUGCCCAUAAUCCGCAGCAGGAAUUCUUUAAGCUGUUUGAAUCCGCUCGCUGAAACUGUUCUUGGAUGAGCAUUUGGUGACCUUGUCCAAAGCAAUAUAAAGACUUUGGAUUUUAUUGCUGAAGAGGGAAGACAACCAACUUUUCAUCCUGGUGCUAGAAUACACUCCAGUGGUGCUUUCACAGAUGUGAAGCCUUUGCUUGAGUAGUACCCAAGAGUUAUGUGUGUGUAUGUGUGUGCGUGCGUGCAUAUGUAUAAAAACAUUUGGAGGGUUUCUUCAUUUCAAAAGAUCUGAGCCCGCGUUUGUCUUUAUAUUGUUGGCCUUAAUCUAGCUCCUAGAUACCAUGUCUAUCUCGCUGCUGUUUUCUGUAUGAAGCUGGUUUGGAGGAAAUUAAAGAUUAGCUGGUCCCCCUGUAAAGAUCUUCUUGACUGGUGAUGCUGAUCUUCAUACAGUGUUGUUUGGGGGUGAAAUUUAUUUUUCUAAUAUUUUUCCUACUGUAAAAAUUGUUGGAGUGUAUGGAAUGGAAAAGAUUUUUAUGAAAUGGUCUGUCUGAUAAAGAUUUGAGUGUUACUUAAUAAAAGCCACGGUUAAUCAUCGUGUGGGACAUAAAUGAGCUCCAUUUCCAGACCUUUUCCAUUCCCUGCCUUCCUCUGAAAAUGCCCAGGUAGUUUUUUUUGGGGCUAUGGACUUGUUAGGCACGUUAUGAGACCAUGCAGAGACUUUUGGUGAUUUUACUGUUCUGAAUUAGAAAGAAUUUGGAUUUUAGAGUCUGGUUCCAGUUCUGUAGUCUGGGUAGUAUGGCAGAUGCCAUGAAUAUUAUACACAUAUCUAUUUGAUGGGAAAGAUAGAACAAGUUGCUGAUUUCAGAAAGUUGUCAUUAUUUUACGUAAAAGCUUAGACAUGAAAUUGGUCACUGUGGCAACGUGGGAAAAAAAUUAUUGCUGGGGUCCAUAGGCCAGAUUCACUGGAAUUUUGCCUGUCUGCUCAAGCAACAAAUUUGGCCUGUGAAUGUUUUAUUCCCACUCCUUCUUGAGCAAUGGGAAUUUCUACAAAACACUGCUGAACUGACUGGGUUCCUUAAAACAGGGCAGCUGAAAUUAAGGGCUUGUGUGGCCUGUGGAUGCUGCUAUAUUUUUUUUCUUCCAAGUACCAUUCCUGGAAAUAACUAUUGUCUUAACCUCUAUCAUAGACGUUUGUUAGAAGGCUAGAAAGGGCCAAUUUGGCCAAUACAUUUAUAUUUUAAUGUUCAUAUAUAUAUAUAUAUAUAUAUGCCACAACCAGAAGUGAUCAUCACUGUUAUGAAUGGAAUGGGUAUGGAGAGAGGGUGUGGAGGACAAUUUUGAGUCCUAAACUUUAUUUCCUGUGACAGAAAUACUGUAUGUCAUGUGUGUGUACUUGUUCGGGGAGCUCUAACACUGUACAGUUUAGUUAAAUUGUGCUCCGGGGGAGAAACUGUUCCUUGGAGGUUUUUAGUUCAUGCUUUGUGUUUAAAGAGGAAUAUUUUUCUUUAAAAAAUAAAAUGGAAAAGUUUUCACCAUA
This is a messenger RNA of Anas platyrhynchos (mallard), 6491 nucleotides long. RefSeq names its product transmembrane protein 201 (gene TMEM201). Gene Ontology annotation, biological process: nuclear migration along microtubule. Gene Ontology annotation, molecular function: lamin binding; actin filament binding. Lineage: Eukaryota; Metazoa; Chordata; Aves; Anseriformes; Anatidae. Gene Ontology annotation, cellular component: nuclear inner membrane. The record is from RefSeq and is a predicted model, not a curated record.